CCCGCGCUGAGCCAGGAGCCCGGGGGAGCCUAAGUUCAAAACGCCAUGCGGCCCCCUCUCCUCCUCCUCCUCCUCCUCCUUGCUCCGGUGUGUGGAGGGGCCCGGGACUUGCUGCGGGUGGAGGUUGAAGAGGGGGCGGAUGCAGUGUUGCCCUGCCUUAUUGGCCCCCGGGAUGACCCGCGUGAGCAGCUGACCUGGUCCUGGGGGGGCAAGAGGAUCCCUUUGCGUUGGCUGAACUCAGGAGGCCCAGGCCUGGGGGCCCGGGUCGGACCUCUGGGCAUCUCCCUGAUCAUACUGAAUGUCUCAGACAACACUGGAGGUUUCUACUUAUGUGAGAAGAACCUAGAGCCAGAGAAUCAGACGGAGCCGGGGAACAGAACGACGCUGGGGGCCGCAGUCAGCGUGGAGGGCAGCGAUAAGCGGUUCCUGUGGAAUCCCCCAAAGGAAGGAGUAGGGGAUUGUGGUCCCAGGAAAGGCGUCUCCCCUAAGCCCCUUCCUUAUGGGGACUUCCCCAACACGUCCGAAUCGUCCGGGCCCUCUGGCCUCCCUCCCCCAAAUGACUCUAAUCCCCUCUUGCUGUAUGUGUGGAAUAGGGAUGGCCCUCAGCUCUGGGGAAAGCUUCCUCCCUGUGUGGACACCGAAAGCAGCCACAACCAAACGGGAGAUCCUUUGGAACUGACUUCUUCCCCUGGCUCUCCCCUCUGGCUCCCCUGCGGCUCACCCCUGGCUUCCCCAUUCCAGGGCCUCGUGACCUGGGUCCUUUUCCAUCCCGGGUCACUGUCCCCAACCCCACUGCUAAGCCUGGAGCUGGGGAAGGGAGCCCUGGUCCGGGAACUCUGGGUCUUGGGCACUCCGAGGGGAGGGUCCCUCCUGUUGCUGCCUCAUGCCACUCCCCAGGAUGCUGGGGUCUACCACUGUCACCUUGGCAACUUGACCUAUGACCUUCAGCUGACCAUCGUCUCCCGGCCAGUGUGGCGUUGGAUGCUUGGGGCCAAGGGCUGGAAGGUCCCAGCCAUCGCUUUGGCCUACGUCACCAUCUCUCUGGCAGUGGUGGUCAUUUUCCUCCAGGUGAAGAGAGCCCUGCUUACCCGGCGGAAAAGGAAAAGGAUGACUGAUCUCACCAGGAGGUUCUUCAAGGUUACCGGAGCCACAACUCAGAAUCAAUAUGGAAAUGUGGUGACCCUCCCGGGGAACGGCCGGGCCCUCCGAAGGAAGGCAGCCCCAGGGACCGCUCAGGUGGCAGCUACUUCCUACAGAAACCUGCUUCACGGUGGUCAAGAAGACCAGGAACUGCAAUUCUCUCCCAUCGGCCUCGGGAUGACCCCAGAAGCGGAUGGUGUGGUGGAGGAGGAGGAGGAGGAGGAGGGUUAUGAAGAGCCGGAUAGCAAUGAGGAUUCUGAGGCCUAUGAGAAUGGGGACUCCUUUUCAGAGCAGGACCAGCUCUCCCAAGAUGGAUUUUGCUAUGAGAAUGCUGAGGGAACGUCUCAGGGGCCUGAGAAUGAAGAUGAUGAUGAAGAUUCCUUCUCCGAUGGUGACUCUUACGAGAAUGAGGAUGAGGAGCUGCCCCUGCCUGAGGCCCCAGUGACAGGCUUCCUGAGCCCUGGAGGCCCUUCCUGGGAGCAGAGCUGUACGGCCUUGUCCGUGGGGUCUCAGUCGUAUGAGGAUAUGAGGGGCGCCGUGUAUGCAGCCCCUCAGCCCAGGCCGCUCCAGCCCCAACACAGUCGGGAGGAAGACGGCGACUCCUAUGAGAAUAUGGAGGGUCCCGGAGAACCUGGGUCAGGGUGUGGGGGAGGGGGCCCGGACCCGUCCUGUACCCACCGAUGACCUGCAAUCCACAAACGGCCCCCAGGUGAGCCAGGAAGGAGAGGAGACCUUGGGUCAGGCAGAGCGGACCUGGAUUCUGGGAAAGGAACAGAAGGGGAAGGGAGCGAUGGGCUUGGACGAGUCUGCUGCUGGGAGGAGGGGAGACAGGUCUGAGAAGGAGGGUCAGGGGGUACACGGGUGUGGAACAAAUCCAUUCCCUGUAUCAUCAACUCCUUCCCCUCUGCCCUCCCUUACCAUUUCCCUCCUCCUUCUCUGCUGCCCUCCUCCUCCUCAGGCCUCAGUGGAGCUCUGGACUUUGAAUUCUUCUGACCCUUGAUAACCCUAUCAGGGGUGGGAGAGGCCACAUGCUGCUUGGGAUGCAUGUGAAUUGUGCGUGUGUUUUCAUCCUUUUCAUCACUAUGUCUAAUAAAGUCCUGAUCUCCUCCCCCGA
Messenger RNA from Ornithorhynchus anatinus (platypus), 2254 nucleotides. It is a transcript of the gene CD19, whose product is annotated as CD19 molecule. Bases 46 to 1824 code for a protein of 592 amino acids. The record is from RefSeq and is a predicted model, not a curated record. Gene Ontology annotation, cellular component: external side of plasma membrane. The transcript is spliced from 14 exons. Gene Ontology annotation, biological process: B cell receptor signaling pathway; B cell proliferation involved in immune response; regulation of B cell activation. NCBI's taxonomy places the organism in Eukaryota, Metazoa, Chordata, Mammalia, Monotremata, Ornithorhynchidae.